UUUUUAUUCGCUAGCACAUUUCUAGUAGGUUCAUUGAAUAAACAGGACUUCGGACAAGUGACAACUGACAGUUGACAAUUCUGAAAGGACUAUCGACAGGCGACAGCACAUGUGUUUAUUUCAUUCCAGAAAAAUAUUAUUACUUUUGAAAAAUUGCAAUAAAAAUAUGGUUGUGUUUACUUGCGGCCACUGCGGAGAAUCUGUUCAAAAACCGAAAGUUGAGAAACAUUAUUUGACAAAAUGCAGAAACAAGAACCCGAACUUAUCGUGUAUGGACUGUUUUAAGGAUUUCCUGGGAAAUGAUUAUGAGUCGCACAUAAAAUGUAUAACUGAAGAGGAGCGUUAUUCAGGGAAAGGUUUUCAAGCCAAAGAAAAGAAAGGUGAGAAGAAGCAAAAUGCUUGGGUGGAAAUGUUGCAGGCUGUGCUUGAUGAACAGAAGGAUGCAUCCAAAAAUGUUUUGCGCAUAAUUGAGACUAUCAGUAAACAUAACAAUACUCCUAGAAAGAAGCCCAAAUUUAUCAACUUUGUUAAAAAUGUUUGUGGACAUAAAACAAACCCGAAGGACAUAGAUGCAGCUUGGGACCUUAUUUCUGUAAAACUAGCAGAAUUAUCUAAAUUGAAUUCACAAAAUCAGAACCAAAUAAAAAAAGAAAAUGACUCCAAAACUAAUGGAACUGAUGAUUCUUCUAAAACAACUGCCAAGACAGAGAAUGGUCAUGAUGAUAUUAAAACAGAAAAUGGAAAAGUUGAUGAAGAUGAAGAAAAUAAUGCAGAAGAAUUAAAUGAAGAUGUUAAAGAACCGGUGAAAUUAUCUAAGAAACAAAGAAAAGAAGAGAAAAAACGACAAAAAUAUGAAGCAGAGCUUCUAAGUGCUGAAGCACCAACUGCAGAUGAUGCAGAAGAUGAUGGUGAAUCAAAGAAGAAAGGCAAAAAGAACAAAAACAAGACAGAAAAAGUAAAUGACGAAAAUGUACCUCUCGAUGGUAAAAAUAAGAUUAAAAAGCGUAAAAGGCAAGAUACUGUGACAAAUCCAGAAGUUGUUGAGAAUGGAGUAAUGACUAAAGAGAGUAAGAAAAAAAUAAAGACUGAAGAAGAGGCUGAAGAAAGUAUUUGUCUUCAUGACCAGAAUGUUGCUAAAAGUGAGGAAACAGAAGAAAGAAAAAAUGGUAAAUUCAAUUGGCAUGAAGUUAUAAUAUCUGUUCUACAGAAGAAAGGCAAUGAGUUGCCAUUCAAAAGGCUACAAAAGAAGGUCUUGGGUGAAUAUUCUGAAUACACUGGUGAUGAGGUUGAUGAUAGAAUUGCUGAUAAGUUUAUAAAGAAAUUGAAGAGUGCUCCAAAUGUGAGGGUUGAUAAAAACAGGGUUAUGCUAAUUGAAGAUUAGAAGGACUUUUAAUAAAGAUUUUCUUUGAACAUAUAAAGUAAAAAAAAAACAUCCUGCACUGCCAUAGAGGGAAUAAUUAUUAUAUUAUUUGUCUAUUGACCACCCUUAAUACAGAUGAAUGCAAUAACAAUGUAGGAAAUCCAGAAUAAUAAUGAAUUCAGUUUACUUGCUGUAUUCUAUACUUGAUAUUUCCUACAUACAGUGUAUAUUUUUUGCAACCAUCUCCUGUUUCGUAAAUGGUGCAACUUUUAAACACAAAAUAAAUGAUUAUAUAAUU
This is a messenger RNA of Zerene cesonia (dogface butterfly), 1658 nucleotides long. RefSeq names its product cell growth-regulating nucleolar protein. Gene Ontology annotation, biological process: negative regulation of transcription by RNA polymerase II; rRNA processing. Lineage: Eukaryota; Metazoa; Arthropoda; Insecta; Lepidoptera; Pieridae. Gene Ontology annotation, cellular component: nucleolus. The record is from RefSeq and is a predicted model, not a curated record. Gene Ontology annotation, molecular function: DNA binding. The transcript has 3 exons. Bases 110 to 1381 code for a protein of 423 amino acids.